This is a messenger RNA of Hippocampus zosterae (dwarf seahorse), 1842 nucleotides long. It is a transcript of the gene fosaa, whose product is annotated as v-fos FBJ murine osteosarcoma viral oncogene homolog Aa. The record is from RefSeq and is a predicted model, not a curated record. The coding region runs from base 95 to 1246 and encodes 383 amino acids. Gene Ontology annotation, cellular component: nucleus. Lineage: Eukaryota; Metazoa; Chordata; Actinopteri; Syngnathiformes; Syngnathidae. Gene Ontology annotation, molecular function: RNA polymerase II cis-regulatory region sequence-specific DNA binding; DNA-binding transcription factor activity, RNA polymerase II-specific. Gene Ontology annotation, biological process: regulation of transcription by RNA polymerase II. The transcript is spliced from 4 exons.
UUAUACCUGGACGACUGAAUCUCGACAGGCUCCCUGUAAGCCUUUUCUUCUUCUAUUAAAAAAAAUCAGUCGAUUCUUUUUGUGUCUCUUCGGGAUGCUUCGUAAAGAGAUGACGCUUGAGUUGGAAGCGGUGUCGCCCACCUGCCGGGCGGACUCUCCCGCCGGGACAAGGUGCCAGGAGACGGCCGAGGAGGCGAACUCUCCUGCCUCCUCUUCAUCCUCCUCUUCCUUGGGGAGCAAUGCAAAGGACGUCUGCCAAGACACUGCGUUUAUUCCGACCGUCACUGCAAUCUCCUCCAGCCCUGAUUUCCAGUGGAUGGUCCAGCCUACAAUCAUUACAUCUGUCUCCCCGUCUCCGGGUUGCGAGCGAGCCAAUCAGCCGCAGAGCUCUCGCAAGGCAACACCCAUCAGAGAGAGCAGGAAUAAGGGAAAGAAUGCAGCGAGGAAGGCAAAAGCAGAGCAGCUCUCUCCGGAAGAGGAGGAGAAGAAGAGGAUCAGGAGGGAGAGGAAUAAAAUGGCUGCUGCCAAGUGUCGCAACCGACGGAGGGAACUGACGGAUACGCUGCAAGCUGAGACGGAUAAGCUAGAGGAAGAAAAUGCAUCCUUGGAGACAGAAAUUGCCAACCUCCUCAAAGAAAAAGAGCGCCUGGAAUUCAUCCUGGCCACGCAUAAACCGGCGUGCCAAAUGUCCGAGGCCAUGGAGUGUGUGUUCCUUGAGUCUGCCGGAUCCCCGGAAAUUCCGCCAAGUCCGGAGGAGGAUCAGCUCCCAGACGACGACAUUCAGGAAGCUCCUUCGCUCCAAGACAUGGACAUCCCCAGCGAUCCGUCCACAGCCAUCUCGGGGAACUCCAACAUCCUGUUGUGCGCCAGCGCUGAAAUCAACAUCUGCGAUCUGGAGCCCUCUCUGGACAUCAAGGGGGGGCUCCUGGACGCUAUGCUGCCCACUUUGGAGGACAAGCCGCCCACUGAGACGGCCCGGUCUGUUCCGGACAUCGAUCUGAGCGGCUCCCUCGGGGUCUCAGACUGGGAGACCCUGUACAAGUCUGUCUCCAGCGACCUGGAGCCCCUCACUACUCCUGUGGUGACCUCCACCCCAACCUGCAGCAGCUACCUGUCGGUGUUCACCUUCUCCUGUCCUGAGCUGGACUUGCUCACAGAGGGACUCGACAGCCAUAAAGGAGGAGGGGGAGGAGGAAAAGCCGAAUCUGUCGAUCACCUCAACUCCCCAACAUUGCUGGCCUUGUAAAGGUGUGCUAUUUGUUUCUCUCUCUCUCUCUUGCAGGUUUCGGAAUUCGGAUACAAAGAAGCGAGCAACUUGCAUAAGCCACUGUGUGUAAGCAGGAAUAGUUUGAGGAUGACUACAUUCAAGAAAGACACAUGGCCACCUGUGUAAUGAUGUAGCAUGGCGUUCACUUUGACACGAGCGAGCUCUCCAUUGAAAUGCAUGCGGAGAAGUUUCCAGAUAAUUUUCCAAACUGAAUAUACUGUACAGCAUAUCUCUCAGUACAGUAUAUGAUCUGUUUAGAUCUAGGAUGUAAUGUGGAAUUUAACUUGUCUGUAUGGUUUCGUGUUUUGGUGUCCCGAUUGCUAUUGAUGCCGUAAUCACACACAUUCAUCCAUGCUUACCUCAAUGUCAUCAACUGUGGUUUUGACCUCAUUGUUGAGAAAGUUUUCCAUGAAAACAUCCAGUCCUAUAUACUAUAAUAUAUAUCUAUCAAGAUGUAACUUAUGAUUUAUUUUUCUACCUGUCAGAUUUUGUUAAAGGAUGAAGAGAUUGAGCAUUGAGUGCUUAUCUAUGCUGCUGAAUAAUAAUAUCAACAAAUAAAUUGACUCCGAGUUGCA